Messenger RNA from Didymodactylos carnosus, 753 nucleotides. The record is from the annotation of a GenBank genome assembly. NCBI's taxonomy places the organism in Eukaryota, Metazoa, Rotifera, Eurotatoria, Philodinida, Philodinidae.
ACUCAAGUAUUGAAUGAAAGUCACUAUUAUUUAUCAGAAUGGUUAGACUAUAAUCUGAAUGUUAUCGGUUUUAGAAAUAUUUGUCUUAUCAAUGUUGGAUCCACUGAAAUCAUUGAGAAAUUAGUGAAAAAAUUUAAUAUUGCUAUUGUAAAUAAACAAAAUCUUGCUCAAGAAUUUAGUUAUUGUUUGUCCUGUUUCAAUACCAUUAGGCCUGAUGAUUUGUUAAUGAUUCUAGAUGUCGACGAAUAUUUAAACGUUAAACAAGCGGAUUACAUUUAUGAAAAUUAUCAUAAUUAUGAUCAGUUUUAUUUUGAGGAGGUCAAAUACGGUUAUGUUUAUGAGCAAGAUAAAGAUUUGUACAAUCGAUCGUUGUUAACUACAAAUGUCUAUCGCAAACCCCAUGUUAAAUUAGGUGAAUAUGUGACUAUCGAUUUACAGAGACUAUUUAAUUGUUCAACUCAUUAUGGUUGGUAUUCAUGUGAUGAUUCGUAUGGAAAAACAAUGAUCAAAUAUGGACGAAUCAGAGAAUUAGGUACACAUUUUCAUAAGACAACAAUGAAUGUCUCCAAAACGCUCGAUGUAGAUAUGAAGUUUGUACGCUUGAAUCAUUAUGCCAUUCGAACAAGAGAAGAUGGAUUAAGAAAAGGACAGAUGUGGAAUAAACUGGGAUCGAAAAUAGGUGUUAUCCAUACAAAUAAAUAUUUCAGAAUAAUCUAUGAUGAUUCUAUCUUGAACUCAAAACGACUGAAAUAA